Messenger RNA from Hippocampus comes (tiger tail seahorse), 2018 nucleotides. RefSeq names its product peptidase M20 domain containing 1, tandem duplicate 2 (gene pm20d1.2). The transcript has 13 exons. Bases 129 to 1676 code for a protein of 515 amino acids. Gene Ontology annotation, biological process: amino acid metabolic process; lipid metabolic process. The record is from RefSeq and is a predicted model, not a curated record. Gene Ontology annotation, molecular function: hydrolase activity, acting on carbon-nitrogen (but not peptide) bonds, in linear amides. Lineage: Eukaryota; Metazoa; Chordata; Actinopteri; Syngnathiformes; Syngnathidae.
AACUGUAUUGUGUGUGGCGGGGGGAAGUUGUUGACCCCUGCAGUUGACUUUUGUACGCAUUGUGAACCAUUUGACAGAGCCAUUCAACUUCAGGAGUUACAUACACCGUUGUUCCCCAGAUCACGGUCAUGGUGAUCAAAUGUGUGAAGCUUCUCAUAGCUGGUGGAUUCGCUGCUGUUUUCAUCUUGUUUACGAUAGCGUCGAUCAGAACGCUGACACUGGACGGGAAUGUUGGCGGACUUCAACUCGCACACUGGGAAACACCGAACCUCAUCUCGCUUGAUAUCGACCAGCGGAAGCGGGAGGAACUCCUCGCCCACUUUCAAGAGGCCGUACGCAUCCCCACGGUGUCAUUUUCACCCACGGAGAGCAACACCACUGCGCUGCUUCAUUUCAACUCGUUUCUCCGGAGAGCCUUCCCGACCCUUUUUACCUCAAGCUUGGUACACCAUGAAGUGGUGGCCAACUACAGCCACCUGUUUUGGGUCCCAGGGUUGCAACCCCAACUGCUGCCGUACCUGCUGUUGGCUCAUAUCGAUGUGGUACCCGCCACUGAGUCCGAUGGCUGGGUGACGCCGCCUUUUUCUGGCCAAGAGAUAGACGGUUUCAUCUACGGCCGAGGGACGAUGGAUGACAAGAGCUCUCUGAUGGGUAUACUUCAGGCCCUGGAAUACUUGCUGAUGAAAGGCUAUGCGCCGCAGAGAGGAUUUUACAUUGGUCUCGGCCAUGAUGAAGAAGUUAGCGGUCACCAGGGAGCCAUGAACAUCGUACGAGUGUUGAAGCAGCGCAAUGUGCGCCUGUCCUUUGUGCUGGACGAGGGGCUUGCCGUGCUCGAUGGAGUCGUCAGCGGUCUCAACGGACCCGCGGCUUUAAUCGGUGUCAGUGAGAAGGGCCUCGCCAUUGUCAAGCUGAGUGUGUCCACUCUGCCCGGCCAUGCGUCGAUGCCUGCCAGGGAGAGCAGCAUUGGCAUCUUAGCUGCAGCAGUCAAAAGACUGGAGGACAACCCCAUGCCCAUGUUAUUUGGUCAUGGACCGGAACGUCAAACAUUUGAGCAGCUAGCUCACAAGUUUGGGCUGCCAUUGAAGUUCAUCCUAUCAAAUUUGUGGCUGUUUUCACCACUUGUUGGCAGGUUUCUUGAACAAAAAUCUGAUUCCAAUGCCUUUGUAAGGACUACUACGGCAGUCACAAUCUUUCAUGCAGGUGUAAAGUCGAAUGUCAUUCCUUCCCAUGCUGAGGCCUAUGUGAAUCUACGAAUCCACUCAGCGCAGUCGUUACAAGAGGUCUUGGACCUCAUCAAGUUUACAGUCGGGGACGAGCGUGUGAAGAUGGAGCUUAUCGAGGGCUUCGAUCCUUUGCCUGUCAGUUCAUCUGAUGAGAACUCGUACGGCUUCCAGAUUAUCAAGAAAACGGUUUUGGACAUGUUUCCGACAGUAACAGUUGCUCCAGGCAUUUGCGUUGGGAACACAGACAGUCGACACUUCAAAGAUCUGACCAACGGCAUUUACCGCUUUGCCCCUUUGUGGUUUAAACCAGGGGAUGCAAAAAGGUUUCAUGGCAUUAAUGAAAGGAUUUCCAAAAAGAACUACGAGGAGCUUGUUCUAUUCUACUCCAGAUUGAUCCAAAACUGUGACAUUGACAAACUUCCUGAGCCUCACACUUCUGUCCAUGAACUCUAACCUAAUGGAACAUCAAUAUCAUACCCUGAGGACAAAACGAUGCAGAUAUGGAUCAAGGUGCUUCAUUUUGAUGAUGUUCACAAGGUGACAAUGUCUUAAAGUCAAUGCGUUAUGACUGAUGCACUGUAGCUUUGUCAGGAAAUGUGAAUGCUGCUUUCUGUGCAAGUGCUGUCAUGUCAUAAUUGAUUCAAAUUCGUGAAUGUUUUAUUUGUGGCUGAAUGGCUGGAAAAUACACAAAUGGACCUUGUUUGUUUGGGAUCAUGUUUUCAAUAUGUCACCACUAAGGGGCUCCCAAAUACAUGUUUGCCAAAAGGCAAAAAAAACAAAACAAAAAAACAAAAA